This is a messenger RNA of Adineta ricciae, 2127 nucleotides long. Lineage: Eukaryota; Metazoa; Rotifera; Eurotatoria; Adinetida; Adinetidae. The record is from the annotation of a GenBank genome assembly.
AUGAGAAACUUGGCGAACUCCACAGAUGAUCGUGAUUCGGUGAUGGAAUUAGAAAGACUUACACCGGAUGUCAGGGAUAUCGACAUCCAAACUGAAUUAACAGCAUCGAUGUUGAAUGAUAUCAAUGCAAAUAUUUGGCCAGAAGUAACAAACGAUCCAAUGAAUACUUCUAUGAAUCAAAAUCAUCGCGUUGUAGAUAGAAGUAUUGAUGAGCCUCUCAUAUCAACAACGGACAUCAGCAAUGGCAUUCAAUCGGAUCUUAUCGGUCCAACGGAUGGAUAUGCUCAAGAAACUUUAUUACCUCUUUCGAAAGCAUGUUCUCCACUAAUGGACAUUCUAUACAACCUACCGUAUUAUGUUCAAAUGGCACUUGAUGAAACUCCUGAACAUCCACCAGAUGGUUUAACAGUCGAUGAAAGUGCUGCGAUCCGUCUGUAUACAAUCGAAUGGCAACCACCAUAUAAGAGUCUCUAUUCAAUGCUCAAUUUUACUUUAAAGAAGGGAAAUCGCGAUGAAGUUCGACCUUAUUUUAAAUAUAUGAAACUUCUAUUAACUGCCUUAGUUAAAUUAUCAUGUGCACCACCAUCAACUGUUUGGCGUGGAGUAACUAAAGACUUAAGUAAAGAUUUUCCUCCCGGCACGCUUGUCACGUGGUGGCCGUUUUCAUCUUGUACUAUUGAAUUGCGUGUACUCGAAAGUAACGUCUAUUUGGGUACGACUGGUAAUCGGACGUUAUUUUCAGUUGAAGCUAUCAAUGGUCGAAUAAUAAGCGCCUAUUCACAUUUUGUUACAGAAGACGAAAUUUUACUUCUUCCAGGUACGUUUAUGAUAGUUCAAUCUCAAUUUAUUCCAGCACCGGACCUUCAUAUUAUCCAUUUAAAACAGUUGAGACCAGAAACUCAACUACUAGAACCUCCAUUCAAAGAUGCAAUUCUCUACCCUAAAAUCGAACGACAAUGGUAUCUCAAGAAGAGAUUUGCCAUUCCGAUGUGUUUUCUGUUCACUUUGAUCAUUGCAGCGGUUGUUCUCGCUGCAGUAUUAGCAACUAGACCACAAACACAGUCUAAAAAACAAACGUGUAAUACGCCUUACAAAUUUGCAAAUCGUAUAACGACUGGGAAUAUGCCGACUUCGUUAACAGUCGGCGAUUUCAAUAAGGAUACACAUCUGGAUGUUAUUGUAGCAAAUCAACGAGAUAAUGGCAUUUCCGUCAUGUUUAAUAAUGGAAAUGGAAGUUUUCUAUCUGAAAGCACUUUGACAGUUAACGGAUCACCGUAUUUUGUGUUAUCAGGUGAUUUGAACAACGACAUGAAAUUAGAUUUCAUUGUUUCUUACUAUGAUGCCAGUACUAUUACUAUAAUGUUAGGCUAUGGCAAUGGUAGUUUCACUUUACACGUUCCGUACAAAAUCGAUAGAUAUUCAUCUGCAGCAGUAUUAAGAGACAUGAAUAACGAUGCCAAGCUCGAUUUAGUAAUAAAUAAUCCUGAUUGUCGAUGUAUCAGUGUCUGGCUCGGUGUUGGAGAUGGAACAUUUGUCGACGAAAGAAAUUAUUUCACAGGUCUGCAACCUAUUUCUUUAUCACCUGCCUAUUUCAACGACGAUAUUUAUUUGGAUUUGGCAGUAGUAAAUGAAGAAAAUAAUUCAGUUACUAUUUUACUUGGUUUACAAGACGGAAGCUUCUUAACUUAUAACACACACACAGUUCAAAGUAAACCAUCGACCAUAAUAUCACGAGAUUUAGAUAAAGAUGGAAAAUUAGAUUUAAUCAUAGUCAAUAGGGGCAACAAUACAAUUAGCAUUCUGCUCGGCAAUGGCGAUGGAUCGUUUCGUACAGAAAGAAGCUUUCCAGUUGGAACUUCUCCAUCCUCGGUAACAUCGAAUGAUUUCAAUAAUGAUACAAUUCUUGAUUUAGCAGUGACUAACUACGGUGAUAAUACUCUUACAGUUUUACUUGGUGAUGGAUUUGGCAACUUUCCUAUUGAAAAGUCAAUUCCAGUUGGUGUUAAUUCUGUCGCGUUAGUAUCAGGGGAUUUGGACGGUGAUAAUUUACCUGAUUUGAUUGUUGCCAAUGAAUUAUCAAAUGAUAUUGCUGUUUUACCAAAUCAAUGUUCGACAGUUGAUCAAUAA